Messenger RNA from Lycium barbarum (goji berry), 1891 nucleotides. Its product is annotated as probable pectinesterase/pectinesterase inhibitor 25. Lineage: Eukaryota; Viridiplantae; Streptophyta; Magnoliopsida; Solanales; Solanaceae. Gene Ontology annotation, biological process: cell wall modification. Gene Ontology annotation, molecular function: pectinesterase inhibitor activity; pectinesterase activity. The transcript is spliced from 3 exons. The coding region runs from base 27 to 1715 and encodes 562 amino acids. The record is from RefSeq and is a predicted model, not a curated record.
UCCUGUUCCAAGAAGAGCAAACCAAAAUGCCAAGACACUUCCUCACUAUUUCGUUCAUUCUUUUUUCAUUAGCUCUUCCAAUUUUCAGCCAAAGUCCAUCACAAUCACAAUCACCUUCCAUUGCAUGCAAAUCCUCACUUUACCCAAAACUCUGCCGCACCCUUCUCUCCACAUUUCAACAUUCUCCUUCAAACAACCCAAAUGACUACAGCAAGUUCUCGGUAAAACAAUGCCAGAAAAACGCCAGCAAAUUAUCCAACUUAAUCUCACAUUUCCUCACAACCCAAAAAAAGAGAUCACUCUUCACCAACACUAAAGAGAUUAACGCUUUAAGCGAUUGUCACCAACUCUCAGAACUCACAGUUGAUUACUUAAACUCUAUCUCCACCGAACUAAAAGCAGCUGAUAAUAGUGCCACUACUACUUCGGAUGAUUUAGUGGGGAAAAUUCAGACAUUGCUUAGUGCUGUAGUGACCAAUCAACAGACGUGUUAUGAGGGACUUAAAGAAGCUGGGAGCAGUAUGGUUGCUCAACUGUUGGCACCGUUGAGUAAUGCGGGGGAAAUAUACAGUGUGUCACUUGGAUUGGUGGCACAUGCAUUGGGACGAAAUAGGAAAUCCGGAAAGAAGGGUAGAUUGUUGGGUGAGGAAGAGUGGGCACGAGAUUCAAGAUUCAUGGCUUCCAAGGUUAAUCAAGCAUUGGAGAGGUCUCAUCAAAGGGGUGGAAGGAUUCCUGACGAGUUAGUAGAAAAUGGAGUUCACAUUAGGGAAGCAGUAACAGUUAGCCCUUACGGUGGCUGCAACUUUACAUCGAUAGGAGAAGCCAUUGCAUUUGCACCUAAUAACUCAAUGAUUGAAGAUGGCUAUUUUCUCAUCUACGCGAAGCAAGGAUACUACGAGGAGUAUGUUGUCGUGGCCAAGAACAAAAAAAACAUUAUGUUGCUUGGGGAAGGAAUUGAUCGCACUAUGAUUGCUGGAAAUCGAAGUGUCAUAGACGGCUGGACAACCUACAAUUCAGCAACUUUUGCCGUUUCAGGGGAGCGGUUUGUAGCCGUAAACAUAACAUUCAAGAACGUAGCUGGUCCAUGGAAGCACCAAGCUGUAGCAUUAAGGAACAAUGCAGACCUUUCCACGUUCUACAGAUGUCGUUUUGAGGGUUAUCAGGACACGUUAUACACACACUCUUUAAGACAGUUCUACAGAGAAUGUGAUAUCUAUGGUACAGUGGACUUCAUAUUUGGCAAUGCAGCUGCGAUAUUCCAAAACUGCAAUCUUUUUGCUAGGAAACCUAUGCCAGACCAGAAGAAUAUCUUCACAGCACAAGGUCGAAGCGAUCCCAACCAGAACACUGGCAUUUCUAUCCAGAACUGCACCAUUCAAGCUGCCCCUGAUUUGGCACAGGACUUGAAUCUCACGUUGAGUUUUCUUGGCCGGCCGUGGCACCAUUACUCGAGGACUGUUAUCAUGCAGUCUUAUAUAGGAGAUGUGAUCGCGCCUGUUGGAUGGUUAGAGUGGAAUGGGACGAUUGGACUCGACACCCUUUAUUAUGGGGAGUUUGAGAACUAUGGACCAGGGGCUAAUACAACUAUGAGAGUACAAUGGCCUGGUUAUAGUUUAAUGAAUGCUUCACAAGCAAUGAACUUUACUGUCUAUAAUUUUACUAUGGGAGAUACUUGGUUGCCUUACACAAAUGUUCCUUUUUCUCAAGGCCUGUAGUGGGAAAACCUGUAUAAAUCAGAUAGUUUUAUGUAUUUUUGUCACAUUCUUUUCUUCAAUUUUAUUCUUUAACUUAGUGCUAAGAAGAUGCUAUAAACAGAGUGACAGAGAUCACUGAUGUAUUAGUACUGCUUGUUGAUGUGGUAAAGGAGUUUGUAGACAUCAAAAUUUUAUUG